UGACAUGGUAUAGAGCUAGGUUUCGCUCCUAGCCGUCACGCUUCCACCCUAGGCGCUAUCCACUCCCCUUCCACCCUAGCCUGCCUCCUUAAUCCUAGUUAGACUCUAGCUUGUUGCUCUAGCCGGUGCCCUAGCCUAAGCUCUCGUCCUAGGCUGCUGCCCUGCCUCCGCGCUGCUCGCAUUUAGCAUCCAGCCUGCCUGCCAGCCGCCGCCAGCUCGCCGCCGCCAGCAGCGUGCUAGUCGCUGCCAGCUCGCCGCCAGCUAGCCGCCACCAGCAGCUCGCUCGAAGCGCUCCGCCGCUAGCCAGCAGCCAGCUCGCUCUCUGCCAGCUCGUCACCAGCAGCCGCAGCCAGCUCGCCGCAACCAGCAGCUCGCUAGCUGCUACUCGCUCGCCGCUAGCUAGCCGCCGCCAGCAGCUCGCUUGCAGCGAGCCGCCGCCAGCUUGCCGCCAGCUCGCUCGCUGCUCACUCGCCGCGAGCUCGCCACCACCAGCAGCUUGCUAGCUGCUACCAGUUCGCCGCCAGCUAGCCGUCGUCAGCACCUCGACGUUUGCUAGCCGCCGCCAGCGGCUCGCUUGCAGCUCGCCGCCGCCCACUUGCCGCUAGCUCGCUCGCUGCCAGCAGCUGCCCACCACUCCCUCACUGCUGCUCACUCGCUGCCAGCUCGCCGCCAGAAGCGCGCUGCUAGCUCGCCGCCAGCCUGCUGCUGCCAGCUCGCCGCCAGAGCAGCUGCCAGCAAACUGCCAGCCAGCUACCAGCCAGCUGCCCGCUGCCAGCCAGCAGCCAGCCAGCCGCCAGCCGCCAGCCUGCCGUUAGCCAGCUGCCAGCCAGCCGCCCGCUGCCAGCUUGCAGCCAACCAGCCGCCAGCCAGCAGCCCCGCCAACCAGCUACUGUAGCCGCCAGCCGCCAGCCAGCCGCCAGCCAGCCGCCAGCCAGCCGCCAGCCAGCCAACAGCCAGCCUGCCGCCAGCCAGCUGCCAGCCCGCAGCCAGCCAGCCGCUAGCCAGCCGCCAGCCAGCUAGCCGCCAGCCGCCAGCCAGCUGCCAGCCAGCCGCCCGCUCCCAGCUAGUUGCCAGCCAGCCACCAGCCAGCUAGCCGCCAGCCUCCGACCAGCAGCCAGCUCGCCACCAGCUGCCUUUCACUAGCCAGCCGCCAGCCGCCAGCCAGCUCCCCGCUCCUUGCCAGCCUCCCGCCAGCCACUGGCCCGCCGCCAGCUGCCAGCCAACCGCCAGCCGCCGGCCACUAGACACUGCCACCUGCUGCCACCCGCUGCCGCGUUCUGCUGCCUGCUGCCUCCUGCUGCUGCCUGGUACUUCAGCCGCCGCAACUCCAGCAGCUAUAGUUGCUACCGCCGCCACUCCUACAGUUGCCGCCGCUGCUCCUACUGCCACCGCCGAUGCUUCGCCUGCCGCCACUGCCAUUUAGUAGCCGCUGCCACUCCCGCCUGCCGCCUGCCUGCCACUGCCGCAGGCCUGCCACUCGCUGCUCCCGCCUGUCGCUCACUGCUGCUGUCAGCUCCUACUGCCUGCCUGCCACUGGCCGCCUGCCGCCUUGUGCCUUCCAUCCGCCAGCUGCCAUCCAACCCCCCUCCAGCCGCCAGCUGCCAGACCGCCGCUCCGGCCACAGCCACCACUGCCGCUGCCACCGUUCGUGCUCCUGCAGCCCCUAGUGCCUCCCACUAGUCUCCUCCUCGUUCUGGAGUUCCUCGCUGCCUUCCCUAUCGGCAUGACGACCUCGUCCGAGAAUGUCUCUUGGCUGGACGCCGAAGGCCGGGCGGUUGACUUCGCUCUCUGGCUUCUCGAUCUCCGCCUGUAGCUGGCGAGCCAGGACGUGGACUGCGAGCUCCUGGAGGCCCACAUUACUGGUGAGCUCGUUGCACACCUCCACAUCCUCGAGGUACGCUACAGGGCUGCCUGCCCCGAGCCGCAACCGCAGCAGCAGUCGUAGCGGCUGCCACAGCAGCAGCAGCACCAGCACCAGCACCACCAGCCGCAGCAUCAGCAGCAGCAGCAGUGGCAGCUGCCGUGGUGGGGUCCUAGGGGUGUUGGGCACUGUGGAGGCCCUGUAGAUUGGGCCCCGGGGCAGUCGCUGCCCUGGGGCCCACGUGGUUUCUCAGGAGGCCUGAGGGCCUGGGGUCCUGGGGACACGAGUUUGUGCCUGUGAGUUACUCUCAGCCAACCCGCACUAGCACGUGGAUGACUCAACACACGAAUUUGCCCUAAAACCAUAAACUAGGAGCGUGUUCCUACGAACCUCUUCCUAGGCUAUCCUCUUUCCACACUCGGCCCUCAUCUGAGAGCAUGUUCGAAGGAGAUUGUUUCAAGCUAUUUCGUUUCAGAAUGGCGUUCUCAACUGCAAUGAAUCAGCUGGCGUCAAAAUCCCACUAUGCAUAUUCGUGCACGUCAGUACCAGUUACGAUUGAAGGUUAUCUCUGUACUGUAUUCGUAUAGUGCAAGGUUUCCAAUAUAUAUAUAUACAUAUAUAUAUAUAUAUAUAAAAGAAAAUUGCAGCAAGAACAGUGCUUCGAGAACAUUGGCGAUUUUCGGAAAACGUUGGAGGCUGGGAUUUGAAGAGUGAAUAAAUGAACACCGUAAUUAUACUUCACUCGGAGAGAAGAAGUGAUUAGUGAGGUCUGGCCUAAUAACGUAGACCACUUUCAAUCCUAUCAUAAGGCCUGGUCAGGUCAGCUUAGGGCGUGUACCAAGUGUAAGGAAAACGACGCCAGGUGACGUCCUAGCAUGGUACAGUACGUUUUGAAGGAUUGGGAAGUUUUAUGUGCGUUGAAAAGCGGUGACUCGACGCCAAAACGUGACGUCAUGCUACUGUAUUCUACUCACUUGAUACACGUCCUUAGGGCAAAUUCCUAUACAGGCUUUGGUGAUGCUGAUGCAACUGUUAGACUUCAUAUAUCUGUUAGAUGUAUAUAAACUAUAUCUUAGCUAGGUGCAGAUUAUAGGGAGUACAACACCUAGAUACAAACUCUGUCUCCUUGUGCUAGCCAAUUCAUUCUCUCUCUUUGACAUGGUAUCGAGCUAGGUUAGUUCCUAGCCUCCACGCUUCUGCCCUAGGUUCUCCCCGCUCCUCUCCUACCAUUAGCCCACACUCCUUGCCUAAGUUAGGCCCUAGUCUGCCACCCUAGCCUGCGCCCCAGUCCUAGCCUGCUGCUCGCGCUGCCCCCUGCUGCCCGUCGCGUGCCGCCCGUCACUGCUAGCAGUGCACACCGCCGCCACGCACAGCCAGCCAGCUCGCUCCCUGCAGCUCGCCGCGGCUCGCACGCCGCUGGCCCGCUCGCCGCCUGCGGCUCGUCGCGCUGCAUGCCGCAGUGCUCGCUGCGCUGCUGAGGCGUCAUCGGGUCCUUGCCUCCUUCGUUACCGAACCGUCUGUUCCUAUCUCGAGUCUUGAUGCGCUUGUCGCUGCCGUCGCUGACUUUGCCUCUACCCGCCGCCUUCACUACGCCGCCGCUCUGGUUUCUGACUCUUCCCAUCCUCCGUUCGUCUGACGCUUCUUGGGCAGACGACGCUGAGGCACUCAGGUUCUUCCAGGGCUACUGCUUUAGCCUUGGUGCAAGUGCCACCAUGUGGAGGUCCACCCGCUCGUCGUUUGUUGCCUAGUCUAGCUUGAAGCUGAGAUCUACGCUGGUGUCAUGGCGGCACAGGAGCUCGGGUGGCUGACUUUCUUGCUCACCGACUUAGGUGAGCGCCCUAGCUCUGCCCCGAUCGUGUAUGCUGACAACAGGGCCAUGAUCCUCCUGUGUUAGGAACCUCGACUCCAGGGCAGAACGAAGCACAUCUAGCUGCAAUACUUCCUCUUUCGUGAGCUACAGCGAUGCUGCGAGGCCUGCGUAGUACACUUGGCCUCCGCUGCCAACACAGCUGAUAUCUUUACUAAGGCGCUUGCGCCUAAAGAUCAUCAGCGGCAUUGUUUUCAGCUUGGUCUAGUUCUUGUAGCUCCUCACUUGCUAGGACCUUGAAUGUAUACUACUCUUUAUAUAUACCUUCUUGAUUGGCCUUGUGGCUUCUCUUCCAGUGGCCGGACUAGUAGUGCCGCCCUGGUUUGCUCUUGUCGAGUUUUUACUCUUGCUGACAGGUCUUCGGGCCCUUGUUUCGGAGGUUGGACUAGUAGUGCCGCCCUGAGUUGCUUGUCUCUUGCCAGGCACUGCCCCUUGUCCAGUCUAGGGGGGAUGUCAAACAUACAGCGACGGAAUUAAUUGGGCUAGAAAAG
This is a messenger RNA of Closterium sp. NIES-67, 4219 nucleotides long. Lineage: Eukaryota; Viridiplantae; Streptophyta; Zygnematophyceae; Desmidiales; Closteriaceae. The record is from the annotation of a GenBank genome assembly.